AUGCCCAAGACAAAGAUACUCCUUACGGGUGCCACUGGAUAUAUUGGUGGAUCAGUGUUGGCCGCCCUUGUCAAAUCCAGCAAUGGCAUGCUUGAAAACACGGAAAUCACUUGUGUUAUUCGUAAUUCCAAAUUGGCUGGUAGCCUGACCGGCGUUGGGGUCAAGGUUGCCAUGUUCAAUGGGCUCGAUGAGACGGAUGUUCUGGCGGAACUCGCAAGCGAGCAUGACAUCGUGAUUCAGGCUGCUUCGGGCUUCCACACACUGUCAGCAAGGGCAUUGGUUCUCGGUCUGGCACAACGAAAGAGGAAAACUGGCAAAGAUGUCUACUAUAUCCAUACGACAGGGACGUCUAAUGUUGGCGACCGCCCAAUCACGAAGAAAUACAUCGAGAAUGCCUACCCUCUUUCGGACAAGGAUGACAUUUUUACCUACAUCAAGCAGCGAGACGAACAGGUACCUUAUGCCCAACGAACGUCAGACAUUGUGUCCAUCGAGCUUGGACUCGAGUAUGGCGUCAAGACAUACCACAUCAUGUCGCCAUCCAUCUAUGGCAUUGACUCCAGCCCCUUGCACGAGUUCUGCCAUGUUCCUGUCAUGAUUCGGGCGGCAUUGAAAUUGGGCCAAGUGCCAAUCGUUGGAGAUGGUUCUGGCAUCUGGGACCAUGUUCAUGUCAAAGACGUUGCCAGCCUCUAUGAGUUGAUCGUUGAUCGAAUCCUCAAGGGACAACCCGUUCCAUAUGGAAAAGAUGGCAUCUUCUUCGUUGAGAAUGGCCAGCAUACGUGGCGACAAAUCGCUCAAAGAGUUGCUGACGCUGGCGUAGCUUUGGGUGCCAUUUCUUCUUCCGAGCUGAAAUCACUUUCCCUCGAUGAAGCUAAGGACUUUUAUGGUCAGGGAUGGGCUUUGCUCGCCGAAAUUGGGUGGGCAUCAAAUUCUUGGACCAGGUCAGACAAAGCGCGAGAAUUGGGCUGGAAACCGCAAAAGACGGAAAAGAAUUGGGAGGACCAUUUCGUUGAAGACUGGGAGGCGAUACUUGAGUCGAAUGGCGCUUCAAUGGACUAG
Exophiala mesophila is the source of this 1059-nucleotide messenger RNA. RefSeq lists its product as uncharacterized. Lineage: Eukaryota; Fungi; Ascomycota; Eurotiomycetes; Chaetothyriales; Herpotrichiellaceae. Bases 1 to 1059 code for a protein of 352 amino acids. The transcript is spliced from 4 exons. The record is from RefSeq and is a predicted model, not a curated record.